This is a messenger RNA of Gracilinanus agilis (Agile Gracile Mouse Opossum), 1871 nucleotides long. RefSeq names its product G protein-coupled receptor 37 (gene GPR37). The record is from RefSeq and is a predicted model, not a curated record. The transcript has 2 exons. Gene Ontology annotation, cellular component: signaling receptor complex; plasma membrane. NCBI's taxonomy places the organism in Eukaryota, Metazoa, Chordata, Mammalia, Didelphimorphia, Didelphidae. Bases 1 to 1797 code for a protein of 598 amino acids. Gene Ontology annotation, molecular function: G protein-coupled peptide receptor activity; prosaposin receptor activity. Gene Ontology annotation, biological process: positive regulation of MAPK cascade; adenylate cyclase-inhibiting G protein-coupled receptor signaling pathway.
AUGCAGCCCCCAGGAGCGCCCAUCGUCUGCAUCUUGCACCUCCUGCUCCUGAUGCAGCUCUCAGUUUCUCCUGCUCUGGCUACUGGGAACAGAACCAAUUUAGGAAAGGCAAACUUACCUGAGAUGACCAGGGAGCUGCAAGAUUGGGAAGUUUGGGGGUCAGGAGAUGGGCUGCAGAAAGUCUUAUCCAGCAGCCCCAGAGAAGCAGUUGGAGCCAAAGCACAAGAAAAGAAGGUGGAGGACGAAAAAGGAAAAUCAUUAACAGCGCCUUUCAGGGACCUGCCUGUGGCUCACAGGACUUCUCAUGUCCCCCCAGAGAGGCGCCCUGGCAUCUGGCUAGUUCCCCUCAGAGCAGCGGUGAUUGAGUUACCCGUUGCCCUUAGGUUUUCCUUGGAUUCGGGUAAAGAGAAGGGUGGCAGGGAUAUUGAUCUAGGUGGCAGCCAGGAGCAGAAUGUCAGGACAGACCCAGGAGCCCUGGAACCCUUUUCCCGGUGGAGAAGAGCGGGGAAACCCAGCGGUGACCCCCUGACCAGCCCACCUGCCUUGGAGAGCGCAGCCACUGUUGAUGGAAAAGCACAGGAGAAGGCAGUGGCCAACGCCGGGAAGGCAUUGCCUUUAAACGGAUCUUCUGGAGAGGCCCUUCAGGAGCGGAGUGGCCCCCGUGGGGGAAACGGAACGAAUCGUCGCCCUAAACUCAAGAACCCCUUCUAUCCGCUGACCCGCGAAUCCUAUGGAGCUUACGCCGUCAUGUGCCUGUCGGUGGUGAUCUUCGGCACUGGCAUAAUCGGAAACCUGGCUGUGAUGUGUAUCGUGUGUCACAAUUACUACAUGAGGAGCAUCUCCAACUCCCUUCUGGCCAACCUGGCCUUCUGGGAUUUCCUCAUCAUUUUUUUCUGCCUGCCGCUGGUCAUCUUCCAUGAGCUCACCAAGAAAUGGCUUCUAGAGGAUUUCUCCUGCAAGAUCGUGCCCUAUCUCGAGGUCGCUUCGCUGGGAGUCACUACCUUCACCCUAUGCGCUCUGUGCAUAGACCGCUUCCGGGCUGCCACUAACGUUCAGAUGUAUUACGAAAUGAUUGAAAAUUGUAGUUCCACCACGGCCAAACUGGCAGUCAUCUGGGUUGGGGCUCUGCUUUUAGCACUCCCAGAAGUGGUCUUGAGGCAGCUCAGCAAAGAAGACUUGGGCUUUAGUGACAGAAUUCCCGCGGAACGGUGUGUCAUCAAGAUCUCGCCAGAGCUCCCGGACACCAUCUACGUCUUGGCUCUCACUUACGAUAGCGCCAGGCUCUGGUGGUACUUCGGCUGCUAUUUUUGCUUGCCCACACUUUUCACUAUCACCUGCUCCCUUGUGACUGCGAGGAAAAUCCGCAAAGCUGAGAAGGCUUGCACCAGGGGGAACAAGAGACAGAUUCAGCUUGAAAGCCAGAUGAAUUGCACCGUAGUCGCCUUGACCAUUUUAUAUGGAUUUUGCAUCAUUCCUGAGAACAUCUGCAACAUCGUCACAGCCUACAUGGCCACAGGGGUCUCGGAGCAGACCAUGGACCUUCUCCAUAUCAUCAGUCAGUUUCUUCUGUUUUUUAAGUCCUGCGUCACCCCCGUCCUCCUUUUCUGUCUUUGUAAACCUUUCAGUCGGGCCUUUAUGGAAUGCUGCUGCUGCUGCUGUGAUGAGUGCAUUCAGAAGUCUUCAACAGUGACCAGUGAUGACAAUGACAAUGAAUACACCACAGAACUCGAGCUCUCUCCUUUUAGUACCAUACGGCGAGAAAUGUCCACUUUCGCAUCUGUGGGGACCCACUGUUGAACGACUUCUUUUUUUUUUAAUUUUUGGAAGGUUUUUACUUCCUUUUUCCUUGCUGGUACAAAAUGCAAAAAAAA